AUGAACGCUGAAUUGCCCAUCCUCCCAACUCCCUUUUCAACCUCGCCUCAUCGUUGUGGUUCGGGGAACUCCUCCCAAUCUAAACUACUUUCUACGCCACAUUCUAAUCGAACACCUGCCAGAUCAACGUCAACGAAGAAGGCGCAUCUUCGUCGGAUGUCACCAUCACCUCGGAUUGGAAGAACACCGGUCUCUACUGCCAAACUAACAACUGUAGAAUGUGGCGAUAGGUUUAUCCCGUCUCGUCGCUCCAUGAACGUCAGCUUGUGUCGUCGUUCUUUGUUCUCCAAGGAACCAAACGAUGACGAAGCUCGGGAUGAUAAACCAAACUCUCAACAACACAGCAAGCUCUUCAAGAAAUCCUUAUUGAGUUCUCUCUGCGACUAUCCUAUCGAGGCGUUGGACGACAACGCCGAACCGAAAUCUCUGUUUCGGUCCGGGAAUCGUGAAGCGCUAUCUUGCGUGCCGAAGACGCGAGUACGAUUGGAAGAUCCAUACUCGCACAACAUUCUAGGAGUGGGCUUCACUCGGUCAAGCCAUGGGAAUGGAAUGUCACUGCAACAAAAUCCUUCCCGCAACGUUGUUUCAAAUAAAGCGUUCAAGAUUCUCGACGCGCCUGACAUCACGGACGACUUUUACAUGGAUCACAUAAGCUGGAACAAGGACAAUGUGUUGGCGGUCGUACUUGCCAACACCGUCUACCUUUAUGACUACGUGGCUUCAAAUAGCUUCGAACUGGCAACAUAUGAUCAAGGACGUGCUGACUACCCUUCAGCCGUUUCGUGGUGCAAUUCAAACGACAACUCCAGAUUCCUCGCGGUGGGGACCAACUCUUCAGUCGAUAUCUGGGAUACACAAUCAGGGCAGAAGCAUCGUAACCUUCGUGGGCACCAAGGACGAGUUACAUCGUUGUCAUGGAACCAACACUGUCUGACAACCGGUGGAGAAGACUCGAUGAUCCUUCACCAUGAUCUCCGAUGCGCAAAUUCUUUGGUUUUACGUUGUAUCGCUCACGAACAAAAGGUAGCGGGGUUGAAGUGGAACAGAGAUGGAGAUAUGCUUGCCAGUGGUGGUAACGACGAUUUGAUGUGCAUCUGGGAUUUGAGAAUGACGUCUGCCCGAAAUGGAAUCGUGGAGCCUCGGCUGCGGCUGCGAGAGCACAAAAGUGCAGUAAAGGCCAUCGACUGGAACCCUCAUCGUCGGGGAGUGCUAGCGACUGGCGGCGGAACAAAAGACAGAACAAUCAAGAUUUGGAGCUCGCAAAGCGGAGCGCUUCUCAGCUCAACAGAUACUGGGUCUCAAGUCAGUUCAGUUAUCUGGAGCCAGCAUCGCAAUGAGUUGUGUAGUGCGCAUGGCUUCAACGACCAUUUGGUGAAGUUAUGGAAGUAUGGAAACGAUGCAACCUUGACCAAGAUGACUGAUUUUGUUGGUCACACUUCUCGUAUUCUGAGCACUGCGUGCAGUCCCGAUGGAUGUCAAGUAGUAUCAGUUGGAGCAGACGAAAGUCUGGGCUUUUGGGAUGUAUUUGGUGAAUCUAUUCGCCGCAAGCGUUCAUCGUCCAGUGUUUCGAGUAUAUGGGGCGAAGUAUCACUUGGGGAUCAUGUUAUCCGAUAG
Messenger RNA from Cylindrotheca closterium, 1614 nucleotides. NCBI's taxonomy places the organism in Eukaryota, Bacillariophyta, Bacillariophyceae, Bacillariales, Bacillariaceae. The record is from the annotation of a GenBank genome assembly.